This is a messenger RNA of Temnothorax curvispinosus, 2601 nucleotides long. It is a transcript of the gene Tmtc4, whose product is annotated as transmembrane and TPR repeat-containing protein 4. Gene Ontology annotation, biological process: protein O-linked glycosylation via mannose; endoplasmic reticulum unfolded protein response. The record is from RefSeq and is a predicted model, not a curated record. The coding region runs from base 86 to 2311 and encodes 741 amino acids. The transcript is spliced from 10 exons. Gene Ontology annotation, molecular function: protein binding; mannosyltransferase activity. Lineage: Eukaryota; Metazoa; Arthropoda; Insecta; Hymenoptera; Formicidae. Gene Ontology annotation, cellular component: endoplasmic reticulum.
UAAACAUACAUAAGAUAGACUGUAGGGACUGUGGUAUAAACAAGAGGCAAUAAUUUGUUUUUUGUUUAGGACUUUAGGAUAUAUCAUGAAAAAUAAAAUAUCGACUCAUUUGCCAGCCGUACCGUCAUCGCUUUCUCCUUGGAUAAUCGUGAUUUUGUCACUGUGUUUUGUUAACAGUUAUGACGGAGAUUUUGUUUUUGAUGAUAACGAGGCUAUCGUCAAUAACAACGAUGUACGCGACACACCGUUCUGGGAUAUAUUUCAAAAUGACUUUUGGGGUACCAAAUUAUCCCAUAGGCAAAGCCACAAAUCAUACAGACCUUUCACCAUCCUUAGUUUCAGAUUACAAUUCUGGUUACGACAAGGCUUGGUUUCGCAAGACUAUCAUAUAGUAAACAUAAUAUUGCACAGUACAAUUUGCCUGUUGAUUCUGUCCGUAUACAAUAUAUUUUUGGGGCCGGAAGAACGGAGCACUUCAUUUUAUGCCGCAGCCCUAUUUGCAGUUCAUCCAAUUCAUACAGAGGCUGUAUCUGGAAUUGUUGGACGCGCUGAAUUAUUAUGUAGCUUGUUUACGUGGCUAUCAAUCUUGUUGUACAGCCAUACAAUAUAUGCAAAGAAUAUAUUACAGGCAUGUGCUGCCAUGUUCAGUUUUGCUAUUUGCAUAACCGCAGCGAUGCUAUGUAAAGAAACUGGGAUCACUGCCAUUGGUAUUUGUGCAAUAUACGACAUAGUUAUCGUGAACAAGAUAUAUCCGAUUGACAUAAUUAAUUCUCUCACAUUUAAAUAUGCUGAUAAAAGUUUAAAUAAUUUUAUUAAUCUUAGAAAUUUUUUAUUACGACUCGCUGCACUCGUUCUCAUUGCUAUAAUACUUUUGCUUCUAAGGUUCAGUAUUAUGGGGUUCUCCACCCCAAAAUUUCAAUCAGUAGAUAAUCCAGCGUCUUUUAUGGAUAACGUAUUGCUUCGUAUACUCAAUUAUAACUAUAUCUAUUGCCUGAAUAUAUGGUUACUUAUAUGUCCCAUAUGGCUCUGUUUUGAUUGGUCAAUGGGCUGCAUAUCUCUGAUUACUGGCUAUGACUACAGAACUUUUGUAGUCAUUAUUUUCUGGCUCAUGUUUGGAGCAUUUAUUGUGUAUACGUUUAUCUGUCAUAAGGACAAGACUUUAAGAUAUAUAAUUAUGGGUCUUACAGUGUUGAUCUGUCCAUUUCUGCCAGCAAGUAAUAUUUUCUUCAACGUCGGAUUUGUUUUGGCAGAGAGAGUAUUGUAUAUUCCUUCGGCGGGAUAUUGUUUGCUAGUCAUUAUCGGUUUGCAGAAACUUUCUGCCCGAUUUUCCUUGCCUAAGAUGUCGUUGCUGGCAUACGUAAUGCUUAUUGUAUUACUGUUCGUGCGUUCUUGGAUAAGGAGUAGCCAAUGGAGAAAUGAGAGACUGCUUUUUCAAUCAGCAUUAAAUGUAUGCCCUUUGAACGCAAAAGUACAUUAUAAUAUCGCGAAAAAUGCUGCAGACGCAGGAAAUGUUGAUCUCGCCAAACUAGAAUAUAGAGAGGCUUUACGAUUAAAUCCAAAAUAUGCUCAAGCUCUGAAUAAUCUUGGCAAUUUACUUAAAGACGAUGGGCAGCUUUUGGAAGCUGUAAAUUUGUUCGAGCAAGCUGUUAAUUUACAAAAGGAUUUUUCUACGGCGUGGAUGAAUCGAGGUAUAGUUCAGUCAGCAUUGAAAAGGUAUGAGGAAUCAGAAGCAAGUUAUUUCAUGGCUCUGCAAUACCGAUCAAAUUAUCCAGAUUGUUAUUACAAUCUAGGCGUAUUGUAUCUAGAACGAAAACAAUAUGACAAGGCGUUGAAAGCUUGGAUAAAUACGACUAAGCAAAAAUCCACGCAUAAACGAGCAUGGACGAAUAUGAUACUACUAUUAGAUGAUUUAGAUAGGACAGAAGAGGCAUUGAAAGUGGCAAAUAAAGCUUUAAAAUUUAUUCCGAAUCAUGCUUCUAUCUAUUUCAAUAUUGCUAAUAUUUUGGGAAAAAAGGGAAAAUACGAAGACGCAGAAAUCCAAUUCAAACGGGCAAUAUCGAUAGAUCCUAUGGUUCCUAUGAUCUAUGCAAACUUAGGUAUAUUGAGAAAUGCAUCAGCGAUAUUUCAUACCAACCUUCUCUUCCCACUGAUGUUGAAGAAUACAAGUUUGAGAACGCAGGAAUUUGAUACGAUACAACUUGUAUCAACGAAUACUAAGAGUAUUCGAUUCAUGAUAUAUAAGCUAUUACUCAUUAUAUCAAAUUCCUAUAUGUGUUGGUUGCUAAAUCUAUUAUCUCAUCGACCAGUUUAGGAUUGCAAUAGCUGAAAAUACCAGUCACAACUUUUACUUGAAAAACCAAAUUUUUAUGUUUACAUGCAUAUCGAGAAAGUUCAAGAAGCAUUUUUUUAGAUUAACGUAUAUUUUCUUGAAUAAGCAAACUUUCUCACAAAACUCGGCUUUUUUAAAAAGACUUCAAGUUUAUUAAAUUUGCUGAUAUUGAGAAAAAAUAUGGUUGGAUUUGGCAUAAAACAUUCCAUAUUUAUGUAAAUGUGUAUACAUAUGUAUAUGAAUAAUUUAAGAUAAUAUAUAAAAUCAGAAAU